AAAUUUGUGGAUCACCAUCAAACCUAAAGUUUGCCCUCGCAUAUUUAUAUCAAAUUCUGAAAAUUCGAGUGCCUCCUUUAAUUGAAAUUAUUUUACCAAAGCAUAACCUUAUCAAUCCAUCAUCAUCCUCCAUCUCUCUGGAACAGCUUGCACCUAACGGUUCAAUCACGCUCGUUCCGCAGACAACUAAAUCUUAUAUCAAAAUUGAAAGUUACUUGAUGUAG
Molecule: messenger RNA, 224 nt
Organism: Funneliformis geosporum
Lineage: Eukaryota; Fungi; Glomeromycota; Glomeromycetes; Glomerales; Glomeraceae
Source: the annotation of a GenBank genome assembly